AUGGCGAAGGCAUAUGAUCGGGUGGAAUGGUCUUUCCUCCGUAAGAUGAUGCUGGCGUUGGGUUUUCAUGAUGGUUGGGUGGAAUUGAUUAUGAAGUGUGUCACCACAGUCUCUUAUAAUAUUCAGGGUAGCGAGAGGUGCCCCCCAAUCUCUCAUUUAUUCUUUGCGGAUGAUAGUCUUUUGUUUUUUAAAGCCAAUGUGGAGGAAGCGGUUGAAGUUAAAAGAUGCUUAUCGGUGUACGAGGAUCUGUCUGGGCAGGCUCCGAAUUUUGGCAAGUAUUUGGGACCCCCCUCUUUUGUUGGAAGACACAAAAAAGCAGUUUUUGCGUAUAUUGAGGAUAAAAUCCGUCAAAGGAUUGGGCCAUGGAAUAAAAAACUGCUCUCGCAGGCGGGUAAGGAGAUUUUAUUGAAAACUGUAGCGCAAUCUAUGCCUACGUUUUCAAUGAGUGUUUUUUUGCUGCCUAUAUCCGUGUGUACGGCGAUAGAGAGAAUUAUGAAUCGGUAUUGGUGGGACUCUGGAACUGACAGGCGAAUACAUUGGAAGGCAUGGGAUAAGCUGUGUAUCCCUAAGAAGUAUGGGGGUUGGGAUUUAAAGAUUUGCGAGCUUUUAACCUAG
Molecule: messenger RNA, 615 nt
Organism: Ipomoea nil (Japanese morning glory)
Lineage: Eukaryota; Viridiplantae; Streptophyta; Magnoliopsida; Solanales; Convolvulaceae
Exons: 3
Coding region: 1-615 (204 amino acids)
Source: RefSeq, a predicted model, not a curated record